CUGUAAUUGGACUGCUGUAACCGUCCCACCCUCCUUGAGGCACAAUGGCACAACCAGCACAACUCUUGACCUGCCCUUGCCAACAGUUUGAGUAUAUAAGCAUGUUAAAGUGGGAAAGCCACCGUUACAGACUGAGAAAAGAGCUGCCUCUAGUCCUUGCAUCUAGCACUAAGUAUUUCAGGAAAAUAUGGGGAACCAGGCCACUAAAGACAAGAAGAAUGCUAUACUCAAUCAGGUUAAGCCGAAUACGCAAUGGGAGAACAAGGUAAAUCGAUGCCCAUUUUCCAUGCAAGUGAAGAACUACCAGGAUGGUUCGUGUCAUCAGGAUACAUUACAUCACAAAGCAGUAAAGAGCCCGAUUUGCAUGUCUAAUGUUUGUGAAGGCUCUAUUAUGACUCCAAAGGCUAUGACACGCUGUCCCUCCUCCACCUCUCCAAGCUCCAAUGACAUCCUCAUGCAAGCUAUUGACUUCAUCAAUCAGUACUACAAGUCAAUUAAAAACUCAAAAAUCGAGGAGCACCUGUCUCGUUUGGAGGAAGUCGCUAAAGAAAUAGAUGCCACUGGGUCAUAUCAGCUCACCACAAAAGAACUGGAAUUUGGGGCUAAGCAAGCUUGGAGAAAUGCACCAAGAUGCAUUGGCAGAAUUCAGUGGGCUAACUUGCAGCUGUUUGAUGCACGUAACUGCAGAACUGCUGAAGAUAUGUUUCAGAUGUUGUGCGAUCAUAUUCAGUUUGCUACCAAUGGAGGCAACCUGAGGUCUGCCAUCACGGUGUUUCCUCAAAGAACUGAUGUUCAACAUGAUUUCCGUGUUUGGAAUAGUCAGCUCGUACGAUACGCUGGCUACAAGAUGACAGAUGGUACGAUAAUAGGAGAUCCCGGCAGUGUUGACUUCACAGAGAUGUGCAUCCAGCUUGGGUGGACCCCAAAGUACGGUCUAUUUGAUGUACUUCCACUGGUGUUACAAGCUAAUGGAGAGGACCCUCAAGUUUUUGAAAUUCCCCAACAUUUAAUUUUGGAAGUUAACAUGGAGCACCCACAAUACGAGUGGUUUAAGGAUUUGAAACUCCGCUGGUAUGCAUUGCCUGCGGUGACCAACAUGCUGCUGGAGAUUGGUGGUCUUGAAUUCCCAGCAUGUCCUUUUAACGGUUGGUACAUGGGCACUGAGAUUGGAGUGAGGGACUUCUGUGAUACCCAACGCUACAAUGUUCUUGAGCGGGUUGGCCGCCGAAUGGGCUUGGAGACACAAAAACUGUCCUCGCUAUGGAAGGACCAGGCCCUGGUGGCCAUCAAUGUGGCAGUGAUGCAUAGUUUUCAGAAAAAUAAGGUCACCAUUACUGACCAUCAUACUGCAUCAGAGUCCUUCAUUCAGCACAUGGAGAUGGAAGUGCGUCUGCGCGGAGGCUGUCCAGCCGAUUGGGUCUGGCUGGUGCCGCCGAUGUCUGGAUCCCUAACUCCCGUGUUCCACCAGGAAAUGCUGAACUACAUCCUGUCACCCUUUUUCUACUAUCAGCCUGAUCCGUGGUUGACACACAAGUGGAAGAACAAGAAGAGAAAAGAGAAGAAGCGCACGAUCAGCUUCAAAGGAUUGAUCAGAGUAGUGCUCUUCUCUCAGACACUCAUUAAAUCAGUCCUGGCAAAAAGGGUGCGUUGCACCAUUCUCUACGCCACAGAAACAGGGAGAUCUCAGAUUUUUGCUAAGAAACUGAAUGCCAUGAUGAACUGUGCCUUCAGCUCCAAGGUUGUUUGCAUGGAGGACUACAACUUCAGCGAACUUGAGAAGGAAAGUCUCUUAAUAGUUGUCACCAGCACCUUCGGCAAUGGAGACUGUCCAGGAAAUGGAGAGAGUUUCAAGAAGGAGCUUCUCAGUCUGAAAAGCCUCAGAAACAAAGUCAGGUUCUGUGUGUUUGGUCUCGGAUCUCGAAUGUACCCAAACUUCUGUGCGUUCGCUCAUGCAGUGGAUGAUAAGUUUGCAGCACUGGGAGCCGUCCGCGUGUCCUCCACAGGAGAGGGAGAUGAGUUGAACGGACAGGAGGAAGCUUUCUCAGCCUGGGCUUCCACUGCUUUUAAGGAUGCAUGCAAGGAGUUUAACAUUCAAGGGCAGCUUCCAGGCAAUGAUGGUCUGGCAGAUUCCUGGGAUCCACAGAAGCACAGAGUUCAGAAUGACAGCUGUACACUUGACCGAAUCACAGCUCUGUCAGCUCUCCAUUCUAAAGCUGUGGUUCCCAUGAAGCUGAAGAGAAGGCAGAAUCUACAGAGCCCGAAGUCAAGUCGUUCUACAAUAUUGUUGGAGAUGGAGAUGGAUGGGAACACUGAGCCCUUAAACUUUGCCCCUGGAGACCAUGUGGGUAUUUUCCCAGGGAACUCACCUGAAUUAGUAGCUGGCAUCCUAAAGCAUCUGCCCAAUGCCCCUCCAAUCAACCAGAGCCUUCACUUAGAAUUCCUCAGUGAUUCCUACCCUGAUGGUGACAGGUGGCAGAGAGAUGAACGAAUACCACCGUGUCCUCUUGCCCAAGCUCUUACCUACUAUCUUGAUGUCACCAGCCCACCCUCACAAAGCCUCCUCCGCAAACUCUCAAAGAUGGCUAGGCAGGAAGAUCACAGACAGCGCCUGUUGGCACUAGCAAAUGAUUUCCAGGUUUACACAACAUGGAAGGAGUUCCACAAACCCACCUUCCUUGAGCUGCUAGAGGAGUUUUCCUCUGUGGAACUUUCUGCUGUCUUUCUCCUCAGCCAGCUGCCUCUACUGAAGCCACGGCUCUACUCCAUCAGCUCCUCCCCAGACCUCCACCCUCAGGAGAUCCACCUCACUGUGGCAGUGGUCAGCUAUCACACACAGGAGGGAAAAGGUCCACUGCAUUUUGGUCUCUGUAGUACCUGGCUCAAUACCAUCAAAGAAGGAGACAUGGUGCCAUGUUUCAUCCAUAGAUCUGAUGGGUUCCACCUUCCAUCCGACCCUAGUGCUCCCUGUAUACUUGUGGGAGUUGGAAGCGGCAUUGCUCCCUUCCGCGGCUUUUGGCAACAGGGAUUCCAUGACAAGAAAAAAACAGGUCUGAAAGGGAAUCCGAUGACACUUGUGUUCGGCUGUCGCAGUUCAGAUACUGAUCAUCUUUACAAAGAAGAGACUCUGGACAUGAGAGAUAAUGGCACUCUAAGCAGUAUCACAACAGCUUACUCUAGGCAGACUGGACAACCCAAGGUUUAUGUCCAAGAUAUCUUGCGAGAGCAAUUGAAUGAUGAGGUCUUUGAGGUCCUGCACCAUAAUUCAGGACAUCUGUACAUCUGUGGAGGCAUGAACAUGGCUCAUGAUGUGGCUGCCACUAUCCAGGAAAUCUUAGUCAGCCGGCUGGGAAUCACUCUUACUCAGGCUGAGGAAUAUCUGUCAAGGCUCAAGAAUGAAAAGCGGUACCAUGAGGAUAUCUUCGGAUCCUAGUGGUCGAGAUCACCUUUACCAUCUUGAUCUUUUCACUACUCAAACACACCAAAAAGGGGGGAAUUUUAAUCUUUUUUUUAUAUUCAUACAGCUUCCAAAAUAAUGCCAAAACCUCUUUCCUAAGAGGACAGAAUCUGUCAAAUAAACCACAAAUAUGCACUGGAAACAUAAUAAAACAUCACCCCAGCAGCAGCCAUUUAUUAAAUUGCCAUACACAACUCUGAUCAUCAGUAACUUGUGGAAUGUACAGAUCUUUUUGAACAUUUUAUUUCCUGCUUGUAAAUAAACAGUAUUUUUGAUUGUCUUUGGGAAAGUUGACCUGCACUUUGUUAUAUAUAGGCUAACUAAUUGCAGGAGAAAUUCUUUUGAAGCAAUAGUUGCCAUGCUCAAGGACACAACAGGAAUCACCUCUAUCUGCGGACUGACCUUUUGAAGAAAAAGUUGAUGUACAUGUCACAAAUUUGCUUAUUUAAUUAUUGACCUACAAAUUGUGCAACAUACUAAAAAGUAUUUAUAUUUCUUGGAUUUAACUUUCUGUUUAUGUCUGUGCUUAACUUUGAAUGCCACAUUUUCAGUGUAGUCUCAGUCUUUUAUACAUGCCAAACCAUGAGGCUACCUUCAAUUCAAUGUUUUUAUACUCUCAUGUGGCUUAUACUUUAUUAUAUAAUUACCUGUCAUAGUGUUAUUUAUUAAGUGUUGUGUAAAUCUGUAAAUGGAUGUUUAUGGUAAAUACUGCGUUUUAUAAUAAAGCCUUGAUACUAUCAAAAA
Megalobrama amblycephala (Wuchang bream) is the source of this 4198-nucleotide messenger RNA. It is a transcript of the gene nos2b, whose product is annotated as nitric oxide synthase 2b, inducible. Gene Ontology annotation, molecular function: NADP binding; flavin adenine dinucleotide binding; calmodulin binding. The record is from RefSeq and is a predicted model, not a curated record. The transcript is spliced from 26 exons. Gene Ontology annotation, biological process: nitric oxide biosynthetic process. Bases 188 to 3430 code for a protein of 1080 amino acids. NCBI's taxonomy places the organism in Eukaryota, Metazoa, Chordata, Actinopteri, Cypriniformes, Xenocyprididae.